UUUAGGUUAAGUUUGUGAUUAAAAGGAAUACAGUUCAGUUAGUUUAAUAGUAACUUGCUAAUAUUCCCAACGACAACGACUUUCUUAACUACAUUCAGAUCAAACAAAUCAAGGUUUUUAUUUGUGAUGAAAAACCUAAGCAGUCAAGUCACGCAGAGUAUCUUCAAAGGUGUCAUCAAAUGUGCAGAUAAAGAGCUUCAGUUGAAACCCACAUUGAUGGGAGGUCAAUGCUUUAGAUGGCAGCAAUUACCACAAAACGAGUCAGAAUCCAACAUUUUGAAAUGGAGAGGAGUGUUUAACAGUAAUGUCUGGGAACUUUCGCAACAAGACAAUCAGCUGUUUUAUGAAGUUCUCUGUGGUUCCUCAGCACCUAGUGACAAUUCAAAUGCAAAACGUAAAAGAACGUUAAAAGAAGAAAAAAUAUCACAAAAGGAAGACACUUUUGAAAAACAGCUGACUGAAUAUUUGAGACUCAAUGAAAACCUGGAAGAACUGUACUCUGAAUGGUCCAAUCGGGAUCCUAUUUUUAAACAAAGUGCUGUGGAGUUUUAUGGAAUCCGUGUCCUUAAGCAAGACCCGGUUGAAAAUAUAUUUUCCUUCAUAUGUUCAACCAACAACAACAUAUUGAGGAUAACGUCAAUGGUGGAGAAGCUAUGCAGGUUUUACGGUGAAAAGAUUGCGGAGAUCGAUGGAACGGAAUAUUACAAUUUCCCUCCAGUCUCCGCUCUAGCUGCAAACGGAGUAGAAGAAAAGCUGCGGAAAGAAGGAUUUGGAUAUAGAGCCAAAUACAUUCAUCACUCAGCGAAGCAAAUUUUAGAAAACGGAGGAGAAACUUGGCUUAAGAAGCUGCAGAGUUUGCCAUACGAGGAAGCAAAACAGCAGUUGAUGACUCUUUCUGGAAUCGGAGCAAAGGUCGCAGACUGUAUCUGCCUAAUGUCUCUAAACCAUUUGGAAGCCAUUCCAGUUGAUACACAUGUGUUUCAAAUCAGCCAAAGGUAUCUCCCUCAUCUCAAAUCAUGUAAAACUGUUACUGACAAAGUCUACAAUGAAAUUGUGUCUCAUUUCCAAAAUUUGUAUGGGAAAUAUGCUGGAUGGGCUCACUCGGUAUUGUUUUGUGCAGACUUAAGACAGUUCCAGUCUACAUCCAACAAAGAAAGUAGUUCAAAGUCAGGAAAGGGAACCAAACGAAAGCUUAAAAACUAAAUGUAGGCUAGGAAAUAAAAGCUUUUUUAUGAAA
Messenger RNA from Macrosteles quadrilineatus (aster leafhopper), 1237 nucleotides. Its product is annotated as N-glycosylase/DNA lyase-like. NCBI's taxonomy places the organism in Eukaryota, Metazoa, Arthropoda, Insecta, Hemiptera, Cicadellidae. The record is from RefSeq and is a predicted model, not a curated record. Gene Ontology annotation, cellular component: nucleus. The transcript has 6 exons. Gene Ontology annotation, molecular function: damaged DNA binding; 8-oxo-7,8-dihydroguanine DNA N-glycosylase activity. Gene Ontology annotation, biological process: base-excision repair, AP site formation; nucleotide-excision repair; base-excision repair. Bases 127 to 1203 code for a protein of 358 amino acids.